Homo sapiens (human) is the source of this 3965-nucleotide messenger RNA. It is a transcript of the gene AP3B2, whose product is annotated as adaptor related protein complex 3 subunit beta 2. The coding region runs from base 170 to 595 and encodes 141 amino acids. The record is from RefSeq and is marked reviewed. Gene Ontology annotation, cellular component: intracellular vesicle; axon cytoplasm; AP-3 adaptor complex. Gene Ontology annotation, biological process: vesicle-mediated transport; intracellular protein transport; synaptic vesicle endocytosis. Lineage: Eukaryota; Metazoa; Chordata; Mammalia; Primates; Hominidae. The transcript is spliced from 5 exons. Gene Ontology annotation, molecular function: AP-3 adaptor complex binding.
GAGAAAUCCGCGCGCAGCCUCCGCCGCUGCACACUGCAGCCUCUGCUGAACCCCUGCCGCGCCGCCGCCUUCGCCAGCCCGGACCGGACCGGCCCGCCUUCCCUUCCUCCGCUCCAGCCGGCCUCCGGCCCCGCAACCUCCUCCUCGGCGAAGUCUCCCUGGCCGCCCCAUGUCGGCCGCCCCCGCCUACAGCGAAGACAAGGGCGGCUCCGCUGGCCCCGGGGAGCCCGAGUACGGCCACGACCCCGCGAGCGGCGGCAUCUUCUCCUCCGACUACAAGCGGCAUGAUGACCUGAAGGAGAUGCUGGACACCAACAAGGAUUCUCUCAAGCUGGAGGCCAUGAAGAGGAUUGUGGCGAUGAUUGCCCGAGGAAAGAAUGCUUCAGACCUGUUUCCCGCGGUGGUGAAGAACGUGGCCUGUAAGAACAUAGAGGUGAAGAAGCUUGUCUAUGUGUACCUGGUACGCUACGCUGAGGAGCAGCAAGACCUGGCCCUGCUGUCCAUCUCCACCUUCCAACGUGGCCUAAAGGAGCCUGUGGUAAUGGCUGCUUCUAGUAUGAACCACUUGAGCCCCCGGAGAGUGGAGAGUCUCUAGCAAUGGAGAACCCCUCAACCCUCACCCCCCUUUGUGUAAAGGUGUGAAUUGUGGUCCACAGCCAGGUAGAUUUCAACCUUUAGCAGUGGCCUGAAUCCCCCACACCAUUCUCACCUUUUGUUUCAUUUUGCCCAAGGCCUCUAGUUGGAUUUACAUAUGUUAGGUGCAUGUAUAAGUCUCCCCCCUAAGGGCUUUUCUGGUUAGUCUAAGACAUCUUGAGGGUAAAGACAGCCAUUUCAAGGCCAUUCUCUCCAUAUUGGAUUUUUCAGCUCUGAUUACAACCAUUAACUCCUCUAUUUUUGCAUACCUUUAUUUAUUUAUUUAUUUAUGAGACAGGUUCUCACUGUGUUGCCCAGGCUGGAGUGCAGUGGUGCAAUCAUGGCUCACUGGAGCCUCGACUUCCCUGAGCUCAGGUGAUUCUCCCACCUCUGUCUCCUGAGUAGCUGCGACUACUCAGCCUGCAUCACCAUGCUCGGCUAAUUUUUUUGUAGUUUUUGUAGAGAUGGGGUUUCACCCUGUUGCCUAUGCUGGUCUUGGACUCCUGGGCUCAAGUGGCCUCAGCUUCCCAAAGUGCUGGGAUUACAGGGAUGAGCUAAUACUCCUAGCCUGGAUACUUUUAGUUCAAAUUUCUGUGAGAGAGAUUGUGAAAGGUCCAGCUCAUCUUUUCAUAUCCAGAAGUUCUGUAGGUUGCUGGGUAGACAGGAUUGCUGCUCAAAUCCAGGGCCCACCCCUUGUCCAAUCUGCUAUGGCCAGCAAGAGGGGUUGACAGUCGGCUUCUUUGGGGUGAGAGUAGAAAGCAUGGUCACUUGAAUAUACAAUUCAUUCAUUUAGUAAAUACUUGGGUGUCUCUAUGCCACACAUUGUGCUAGAUUUCUUUUUAUAAGUCAAAACCAUGGAAUCCGUCUUAGAUUGGCAAGUAAUCUUUUGGUUUGAGUAAGGGUUAAGUAUAAAAACUAAUCUGAAAUUGUUGUACAGAUUUUCACCUAUAGUCUCUACCAACUGACCCUGUCCCCCUUUUAGAAAACCAGAGCUCAUUUAGUUCAACUCAAUGUGAUAAUUUCUUUCUGCAAAGUGCCAAAUAGUAUUUUAGGUUUUGUAGGCCUUAUAGUCUCAACUAUGCAACUACUCAAUUUUGCCCUUAUGGUGCAAAUGCAGCCAUUGACAAGUGGGCGUGGCCGUGUUCCAAUAAAUCUAUAUAAAAAACAGGCAAUAGACAGAUUUUAUCCAAGGGCUGUAGCAUGCCAGCCUUUGCUCUAGAACAUGUCUAACAGGUCAUCUUUUCUGAUAGGGACCUCACUCCUUCAUAAGGCAACUUGCUCCAUCUCAAGACAACUACCACUAUUUGGGGUGUUUUUUAAACCAUUCUCUUUUGUUGAAACCUCCACAACUAUAAUUUUUAAAAAUUGAUUUCAGGCUGGGUGUGGUGGCUCAUGCCUGUAAUCCCAGCACUUUGGGAGGCCGAAGCAGGCAAAUCACAAGGUCAGGAGUUCAAGACCAGCCUGGCCAACAUGGUGAAACUCCAUCUCUACUAAAAAUACAAAAAAUUAGCUUGGCAUGGUGGCGGGUGCCCAUAAUCCCAGCUACUCAGGAGGCUGACGCAGGAGAAUGGCUUGAACCCGGGAGGCAGAGGUUGCAAUGAGCCGAGAACGUGCCACUGCAGUCCAGCCCAGGCGACAGUGUGAGAUCCAUCUCAAAAAAAAAAAAAAUUGAUUUCAGGCUGUACUGCAUUAUGACUGCACCUGUGAAUAGCCACUGUACUCCAGCCUGGGCAACAUAGGGAGACCCUGUAUCUAAAAAAUAAAAUAAAAUUUACUACAGGUUCACAAAAGGCAUAAAGAAUAAUAUAAUGAAUAUCCAUAAGAAAUGACACAUUUCUCAAAUAGCCAAAGCCUCCUAUAUAUCUUCUCUUGUUUAUCAUUCAUAGGUAUGUAUUUAUUCCUGUGCUAGUAAUUUGCAUAUUGUUAAGCAAUAUAAAAUGUUUUGUAAAUGGUGUCAUCGUACUACAUAUGUAUUCCUUUAAAACUUGUUUUCUUUUUUGUUGUCACUGGCUUUUGGUCUCUCCUGCAUGUUGGAACCAAUCAUUUCAAUCCAGCCUUCUCCCUUCUUUCAAUCCUAGCCCAGGCUAGGGCCGUGUUCACUUUCUUAGGAGAUCCCUCAUGGAAUCAAACCUCUGACUGGCAAGCAGAUAAUCCAGGUCUCCCUACAUCCUGUCUUUGUACAGUUGGUCCCUUGAACCCCCUAUGAAACCCUACUCUAUUUCAUUUUAUCAGUUUAGCACAGGGUCCAAACCAGGGUGAUUCUGAAUCUUAAUUAUGUCCCUCCUGAUUUUGUGUCUUCUUUCAAGAUACUGAUAAGCUAUUUGGACCAGGGCAAAAGACUGAGGCAUAGCAUGUUUCCAGGUUGACACUGAUCUGUUAAUAAACCUUCUCCAAGUAUAUUUCACCACGUUGUAGACCCACCUGACUGUACAGACAGCUGGCAUUUUUCUAUCUUGUUAGGAAGGAUCUUAUUCAAUAGCAAUAAAUAAAUAAAUAAAUAACACCUUUCAUGUGCAAAGGGUUGUGGGUGACACAGAGAUAAAACAGAUGUGAAUUCUGCUCUUAAAAAUGCUUGGCUAUUAGGUGAAACAAAAGGCCUACCUAAAAAAUAGCAAUGCAGGAAAUGCUAUGAGACUUCCACAAACAUAUCACUGAAAUCAAGAUACUAAUAUCCACCGGCCUAGUUACCCCAUCAAAAAGGAAAACACAUUUUUUUUGAUAACUUUCUGUGAAUCUAUAAUCAUUUCCCAAAUAAAAUGCUCACACACAAAAAAGGAAAACAGGUUUAAGCAGAUGAUGUGACUAUUUGUCUCUAAGAAAACAGAGACUCCUUCCUUUUCAAUAAAUGUUUCUAACCCAUCUGUUUAAAAGUCAAUUCCAGAAUUUUGUCAGGAAUUAGCAUCAAUUUUACCUGCAAUUGUGAGGAUCUUGUCUUGUCUUUUUCCAUUUCAGAAAGUCAGGGUAAUAUCUACCCUUCUUUAGUGUUCUAUUCCCGUCAUUCUCUAAGAGUAAUAGUACAGGCACACCUCAUUGUAUUGCACUUUGCAGAUAUUGCCAGAUAUUGCACUUUUUACAAAUUGAGGGUUUGUGGCAACCCUACAUCAAUCAAGUCUAUCAGUGCCAUUUUUCCAACAGUAUGUGCUCACAUUGUGCCUCUGUCACAUUCUGGUAAUUCUCACAAUAUUCCAAACUUUUUAAUGAUUAUUAUAUGUUAUGGUGAUCAGUGAUCUUUGAUGUUACUAUUGUAAUUGUUUUGGGGUGCCACAAACCAUGCUCAGACAUGAAAGUGAAAUUAAUCAAUAAAUGUUGUGUGUGUUCUGACUGUUCCCCCA